CUGAAAUGUAAGCCAUAAAACUACCAAAAUAUCUUCAAGAGUGAUUGUGUGGGAUCAUCUGGGAUGGAGCCCGGUUCAACAGGAAGAGGAGAGUGGCAGUUGUAGAAGGGUGGCUGUUAUGGGGAGGUAGGGGGUAAUAUGACACCUGUUUUUUCAGGGGAAGGGGGUGGGUUCAACGUUUUUAAUUAUUGCGUAUUGUCGCAUGUAAAUACAUAACACAAUCAAAAUAUAUCAAUAAAACAGAACCAAACAGAAACCAACGAUGUGCAGUAUGGAUCAUGUUUUCUGUCAGAUGUAUUAGAAUAAAAAACUCUCCACUGGGACAAAAAGUGGCUGCUGUAGAAUGGUGUUCGUUAGUGGGGGUUUGACUGCACUAUCUUUUCAAGUCUCAGUUUUCAAAAUAGAAUUGUUAAUGAGAAUAUUUUUAUGCAUUAAACAUACUACUGGCUGUUAUGAAAAUUUUUUUUUUUCUUCAGAUACCAAAUUUUUUUCACUUGACUCCUAUUGCUGUUGAAAGACACUGUGCAGCCUUGAAAUCAUUAUGUACUGAAUGGCCACAUAACCUUGAUCUUUCUACUGUACCAUUACGAAUCACGACCAAAAACUACUUAUUUGCGGGACCAUCACUUUACCAUCCUGGAUCAAGAAUAGUUAAACUUCAGGUAUUGUUGACUCACUCCCAGUUUUGGUCCCUAGCAUUUGUUAACUGUAGAUUUCAAUUUCUUGUAAAUGUUCACAUGUGUUUAUAUUGUGUUAAUGUUAUUGUGCAAUAGUUAUGUAUAUUCAGUCAUAGUUUUAGCCCUUUUAUUGUUUAUUAUGAUACUAGAUAGUGUUAACUAUUCACUAUUUAGUCCCUUUGUAAGAAAAAAAGGUUCUGGAUAAACUUUUGGAUUUAUGAACAAUACAGGUUCUUGUUAUCCUCACUGAUAUAGGCAUAGUUAUAUAGCCAUAUUGAUUAUGAAACCUGACAAAUUUCUUUGUUGUAUUUUUUUGUUUGCAU
Molecule: messenger RNA, 1000 nt
Organism: Orbicella faveolata
Lineage: Eukaryota; Metazoa; Cnidaria; Anthozoa; Scleractinia; Merulinidae
Product: small ribosomal subunit protein mS35-like
Biological process (GO): mitochondrial translation
Cellular component (GO): mitochondrial small ribosomal subunit
Molecular function (GO): structural constituent of ribosome
Source: RefSeq, a predicted model, not a curated record